AUGGAAAUUUCCCUUUCAAGUUAUAAGUUUAAUAAUUUGUUUGAUAUUGAACUUGAUCGUUUGGCAAUAAUACCAAAAAACAAGGAAAACAAAUCAUUUCGAAUAACUGUUAAAAAAUCGAGAAUAUUCAUCACUAAUUGGUUUGCAUUUAUCGUUUUAAUCGUUUCUAUUCGCUUUUUGAACUACAGAUAUAUUACUUUAUUUUUCAAUUUUUUAUCUAAAUUUACUAAAAGAAAAAUUGCGAGCUUAAAGCUAGGUGACAUAGAAAUAUAUCAUUUAAAAAGGAAAAGCUCUGAAACUUCAGAUGUUCGAAAACCAAAUUUUAUUAAUUUUCUUUUUUCGUAUUUUGAUAUUGAACUUUACAAUGUUCGGUUAUUAACGGAAUAUGAAUUAUUAAGCAAAACAUUUUUAUUUGGUACUAAUAUUGGAAUAGUGUCAAAAAAAGAUAAUACAUUAAAAAAAACAAGUAUUUUGGUCAGAAGGAUUUCAAUUAGAUUUAAUGAGCACUUUGACAAUAUCUUUGCUUAUAAUAUACUUAAUUUAAUUGGGUCUAAAACAUUUUUUUUUUCAGUAUUCAACAAUAGAGAGACUGUCCUAUCUUUCCCAGGGCUUUUUAAUAUAGAUGUCAUUAAUUCUGAGAAUGGUUUAUCGAUCUCAAUACUUGAAGAAAAUAUUGAUGAGACCUACUCCGGUCUUUACCUAUCAGUUCCAUUAUUAAAUUAUAUUUUAAUUAAUUUAAAGUCUUUUUACAUCAGUAAAAAUGUAGAUAAUUUAAUUCAAACUACUUUUAAUUGGAAACUUAAAAUAUUGAUGAAUUUUAAAAAAAUAGUUUUUAAAACCCAUGGAAGUAAUCAAUUAUUAUUAAAAACCAAUUCAAUAGAAUUGACUUUAGAUUCAAGCUUUAAAAAUAAAUAUCCACUUUUAAUCAAAUUUUUAAAUUGUUACUUUUUAAUUAACUCAGAAAACUUUAUCAAGAUUUCGGAGUUUAUAAUUUACUUUAAUAUUAAAGAUUAUAUAUUAAAAACAAAAAUGAUUCAUUUAAGGCUAUACUCCAAAAUUAUAAAUUUAAAUGAUUUCAACAACUAUGACGUUGAAAUUCCAAAAAUGAGUAUUUACACAAGUAAAAUCAAGUAUUGUGAAGAAAGUCUCUCAUUAAUAUUUGCGACUCACAUAGAAUUAAAUAGUGAGUUAUUGAUCAUUAAAUCGGCAGUGAAAGAAGAUUUACUUCACCAAAACCUUUACCUUAGAAACGAAAUUUCAGAUUUGCUUGAAUUCCCUGAUAAUAUAUAUUUCUUCAUUGCUAGUGACAAAAAAACUAAUUAUUCUCAAUUUUAUACUCCUCAAGAAACAAUUGAAAAUAAAAACUUGAACUUUCGAACAAAUUUCAAUUUUGAUUCAAGUAUUCAUUUAAUUUAUAAUAAUUAUAAUAUCGAACUAUUUAUUGAAAAGAGUAAAAUCAAUUUAAUAAUUAACUCAAAUGAGAAGAUUCUAAAUAUUACGGACUUUGAAUUAGUUCAGUACAAUUAUUUAAAUGAACAUAUGUUCAAAAUAAAUACAAAAUCUAUCUUGAUUAAAUUCGUAAGUUAUAAUUCAAAUAUUAUUUUCCAAGAGGUAGCUAUUGAAAAGAAAAGUGAAAUAUACAUUUUUUCAAGAGAAAUAUCAAUAUCUAAAAUUCAAAAAACAUACGAUAUGAAUCUUUCAAACCCAAUAAUUUAUUUAUAUUCAGAAAACCUCUCGAAUUUCAACUCAAUGUUUCUUGUGUUUGAAGUGGAAUACAUAAAUUUUAUUUUUCAAAAAAGCAUUUACUACUGGAAAUCGAUUGAAAUAUAUAAAAUAAUUAUUAAACAAAGUUUUUCUAAAGAUGAUUCAUUAAAUUAUGAGUUAUUAAAAAUGGAUGGAGAUUCAAUUAAAGUUCAUUAUGAAAAUACAGGUAAAAAAAGUUUAACAAUUUGCAUUCCAAAACUAUUAAUAGCAGUAAAUAAGAAUCAAAUCAUGAAGCUGAGUUAUUUAAUAUCAUAUUUUAAAAAGAAUCCUAUUAGAAAAGUUAGCAGAACUGUUCAAUCAAAUAUAGUUAUAUUAUUAAAAAAUGCAAGCAUACACUAUUACAAUCAUAAUGAAAAUAUAUGUAAUACUUUAUUGACGUAUUUUGGGAAUGGCAAUUUUAUAUUUUCAAUUAAUAACAAGCUUGAAAUUGAUAUUUAUUCAAAAUUCAAUCAAAUUGAAAUUAUGACAGGAGAAAUUCAGCUUUAUAACUGCAAAACAAUUAAAUUGCCACAUUACAAUGAAACUUUAUAUUCAAAACUUCAAAAAAGAAAAUUAUGUUGUGAUAUUGUUUAUUAUGAAAUUUUUAAAAAACUGAGAACUUACGAAUUCAUUGAUAAACAUGAAAUUCAAAGUUCGGACAUUAAAGAAAAAAUAUUUCCAAUAUUUAUUAGUGGUCUCUGUAUAUCUCAUAACUUACAUAUAAGGCUAAAGAAAAAAAAGAAAAUAACAGUUUGCUAUGAAUUUAUCAAAGAUUCUAUUUUUGAAAGUUUAAAUUCUUUUAACGAUAAAAUAUUCAUUCUAAUAAACUCCCGUGAUUAUUUUAAUUCCAAUAAUUUGUUUUCUUUCAAUAACUUUUGCAAUAGCAGAUACAAAGUAUUAAAAUUUUUGGAAAAGGUUAAUGAUAACUGUCAAUUUGAAAUCAGAUUUCAAUGCUUAAAUGUAUUAUUAAUGAAAACCCUGCUUGAUUCAAAAUAUCUAGUCUUUAAUUUGAAUGGUAUUUCUUUCUCUAACUUUAACUUUUUUAUAUUGGGUAUUGAAAAGUUUCAGAUAUUAAUUAAGUAUCCUAGCAGGAAUUUUAGUGGAGAAUAUUUGAAUAUACUAGUAAGUAAUAAUUUAAUUAAAGCCAAUCUAGAGAUUUUAGACUCUAAAAUUAUUUUUGAUGCUGAAAAGCUAAUUUUUCACUUAAAUUUAAAUUAUUUAAUACAAAAAUUUGAAUCCCAAAUUGGAAUAAUUAAAUUUGAAGUUUCUAAAAAUUUAAUAAACGUUGUUACAGACAUUUUGUUUAUUUCAACAGUUAAUAAUCAAAAAAAUGAGAUAUAUUCGAUAAAAUAUUAUCAAGGAACGAAAUUAUUUGAUUACUUGUUGGAUAUGAGGCAAUCCCCAAGCUUUAUUAAUAAUCUUAUGUUAGCUUCGAACGAAGAAGUAUCGCUUGUCCCAUAUUUUCAUAUUAAUUGUUUAAGCAACGCAAAAUUUAAUAUGAAAAACAUUGAAAUACCUUUAUUAUAUGAUUCGGUGUAUUUGUUUGACUUAAAUAAUUCAUUUUUUGACAGAAUUUAUUCAAGCUAUAAUCAACUUUAUUAUUCUCGUUAUUUCAAUGAUAACGUUUAUUCAAUCAACUGUAAGAUAGAAUUUGGCGAGAUUAAUGUGAAUAAUGUCGAAUAUGAAAUACCGUACUUUAAAAUGUGUGAAUUUUCGACGAAUUCUGCCAUUAUUGGAUUUAAAGUGUGCAUUUCUUCACAAAUUUUUAAAGACUUACUUUUAUUUUUUGGCCCUGAGGUUUUGAGUUAUUCAAAUGCAUUUGAGAGAGUCAUCAAAAUUGGAAAAAACCAAACAAUUGAGAUUCCAUUUGAUUUAAUUGCUAUUUACCCUGAAUUGAUGAUUCUUAGAGAUGCAAAUACUUUAAAUAGAAUUGGUAGUGAUUUAAUAUUUUCUCGAAAUAACUCAAUAAAUGUUAUUGAAAUAAUAAAAAAUAUAUUAAAAAAACCUGAAAAAUUGUAUUUUAACUACGGUCUAAUUAACCCUAGCCUUUGCAUUGGUUUGGAGUGUAUUUAUUUGGGUGGAUCUUGUCUCAAUAUAAAUAUUUUCAAUACUGUUAGUAUUAUUAAUAUAUCAGGAGAAUCUCUAAAUUUCAGUUUGUUUAGCGUUUUAAACAACAAAGUGAUGUAUGCUAACAAAAUAGAAAAUAUAAGCCGAAUAUUUAUUGAAAACAUUGACACAAAUAAUGAUUCAGUUUUGUUCAUUAAGGAUUCAACAGAAGCAAUUGGAAGUUUCUAUAUCGAUUUUAAAAAAAUUAUUUAUUUUGAAAGUCAAAUUUUAGCAAAUGAAAGUAUAGUCGAGUUAAGUGAAGCUCAGCCUCAAAUAAAUAAUAUUAAUUACAGGGUUUCAUUAAUUAAAGACAACAUUAGUUAUAUUAUAAUGGUGUGGAGCUCAUUAAUAAUAAUAAAUUAUUCCAACUUUAGCUAUCUUUUAAAGGUUGUUGAUAUAGAAAAUCGAGAAUAUUAUUUUCUGGGGGAAAAACCACACAAAAAUAGUUUAAAUAAUUCAACAAUAAAAAGAAAUUUUAUUAAGAAAUGUUUAUUCGGUGAUGAUGAUUCAAAAGAUUUUAUUGAGCUGAAAAUAAAUUUAGAAGGUUAUUUGAAAACAUCUUCAAUAUCAAGACAAAGAGAAAAAAAUAUUAUAAUAGAACUAGAAAAUUACAAGAAUUUAAUAGAAGAUCAUUUCAUCUUAAAUACUUUAGAUAAAUACUCUAUUAAAAUUAAUGCUGUGAAAUUAAUGCCUAUAUGGGCAAUUAAAAAUAAAUCUAACUUCAACAUUAAAAUUACAUAUGGGAAAUAUAUUAAUAUUCCAAUCAAAUCAAAAACUGGGUACCUAGACAAUACAAGUUUAGUUUCUAGUAAAAAUUUUAAUUACUGCUUACAAGAGCAAAUAAAGAUUGCUUUUGAUGGAUUUAUUAAUUUCUGUCUAAUCAACUUAAAAAAUUGUGAGCCUUAUGAUAAACUGGUAAAUUUAUAUUAUAAUGAUGAACUCCCAAAUAAGGAAUGGAAAUUAGUUAAAAUAUCUUUUAAUACAUUAAGAAGUGGUUGUGCUUCAAACUUUAAUACUGGAAUUUAUCUAGAAAUAAAUGAUUUUAACGAAAGUGAAUGCUCAAAUUAUUUUGUCUUCCAAAAUAAAACAAACUUUACAUAUUUAUUGACGCAAACAAAUGAUUUAGUUGAAUUUAAUAGCCUUGACUUAAAUAUUCAUAGAAAGGAAAGCUUAAAGAACAAAAUAUGGGAGAAAACUUUAAUUGAGAAGUUCUCAAAAUUUUCUUUAAACAAUAAUAAAAUAUUUAAUCAUAAAUUUUCAAUUUGCCUAGUUCCAGAGAAAAUAAAUAAUCAGCUUUUAUUUUGGGCUAAAGAAAGAACUCAAGACAAUAAUAGUUUCGUUAAUGUUAGUUUUUACGAUGAUUCAAAUAACAUGCAAGUCUUAUUAGAACAAAUUCCAGCAUUUUUAUGCAUGAAAACAAUAACAAAACCCAUAAAAUUUACUUAUUGUGAUCUAAGUGGUAAAAAUAAUGUAUGCCAAUUUUUUUUAAGUAUAUUUAAGCUUGAGAAUGAAGUUACACAUAUAGUUUUCCAUGAACCUUCAUUGAUUCAAACAUAUAAUGUAACCAUUCCUUCAUAUUUUAUUCAAAAACAUAAUGAUUGCCAAUUGGUGGCCACAGAAAAAAUAGGAAUGGAUUUUUUUUUAUGUAUAAGAAAAAUUGUAUUAACUUUAUUUGACAAAAUCGAUUCCGAUAAAGUAUUAAAAGUAAAGUGGAGUUUAUCUCCUAGGAAUUCACCCAAGAGAACUAAUCAAAAUUUAUCUCUUAUUCCAUCAAGAAAAAAAGACCAAAUUAAUUUUUUCCCAGUUUUUCAUAUUGUUUUUGAACUGCUAUCGAUUAAUAUUCAAGAAAAAAUUGAUACGUUCAACUUAUUUGAUUCAGUAUAUAAAAUCCAUUCUAAGUUAAAUAAACUUUGUUGUAAAAUUUCAAAUUAUGAGACCAUAAUAUUUGAGGUGAAUAAUCAAAGGAAUAAAAAUAGUGAAGAACAAAUUAUAAUAAAUUUUAAUUGUUUUAAUUUGAAAAAAAGAAUGAAUAGUAUACCACAGUUUUCAAAAAAAUACCAAAUAGAAAAUUUGGUAGUUAAGUUACCAUUUCUUGAUUUUAAUCUAAACCUAAAUAUUUAUUUCCGUAAUUUUUUACAGAACUAUACAUUAGAUAAUCAAGUAAAUACAAAGGAUACAAGCAACUUAACAGGGUAUAUCUUGAUCUUUGAUAUUUUCCCCUGUGAAGUAAACAUUAAUGAAUUAUUUAUUAAUAAAAAACUGAGAAUUUUCAACUGUAAGUAUUCCAUCGAGUCCCCUAAAAGAAUUGUAAUUAAUGAAACUAAUUCACUAAUUAACCUAUCAAAACAUUUUUUAAAAAAAGCUACUUAUAUUAUUAUAAGAACAUUAUUAAAUAAAAGUCUAAAUCCUCUAAUAUAUUUUUAUUAA
Molecule: messenger RNA, 6276 nt
Organism: Cryptosporidium ubiquitum
Lineage: Eukaryota; Apicomplexa; Conoidasida; Eucoccidiorida; Cryptosporidiidae
Exons: 1
Coding region: 1-6276 (2091 amino acids)
Source: RefSeq, a predicted model, not a curated record